Molecule: messenger RNA, 1631 nt
Organism: Lentinula edodes (shiitake mushroom)
Lineage: Eukaryota; Fungi; Basidiomycota; Agaricomycetes; Agaricales; Omphalotaceae
Exons: 4
Coding region: 14-1429 (471 amino acids)
Source: RefSeq, a predicted model, not a curated record
CUCAGUAUUAAGAAUGUCUGUUCUUCCUGGUCCCCAGCUUAUGGAAUCGUCGUUCGAUAAUUUCGUCUAUGGAAACAGCAGCUUGCCGCAAUCUGUAACGUCCUUACCAGCGUACACCCGCCGUCUAUCGCCACCGUCUAGAGCUCACCGCCAGUUGACAGAGCAUGUCGUAGAAUUAUCUUCCGAUAACACCAAUAAACGCGCUAAACCUUGGGCAACUCUGCGAGUAUACAGCAAAGCUCCAGCGGGGUCAUUGCCGACUUUUCUGGAAGGAGAGACAAUCACAGGUUCCGUAACCUUGAAUUCAGACAUGAAUAACAGUCGACAUGUAUCAUGUGUGAAGGUUAUAGUCAGAGGAGAAUUGUCUUCCGGGGUUCUUGAGGUCGACCGCAUCACAUUUCUCGAGACUUCAACGACGCUCUGGACGAAAGAUGCGGAUGCGACGAGACGGAACGGAAUGUAUUGGCCAUUCUCUAUCCACCUGCCUGGUGAAAUUAUGGCACCGUCUGGUAGGAUGAACGAUGUUCGGGCAUAUCCUCUUCCUCCUACGUUUAUGGAAAGAAAGACCCGUGCAUGUAUCCGGUACAAUCUUAUUGUGCAUAUUUCCCGGAGUAAAUUCAGGGAGGAUGGUAAUUUGCAGUUGACCUGGAUUUAUACCCCCACCACGAAACCAGAGCCUCCCUCUCCAUUGCGUCAAUUGGCUUAUCAGGAGAAUAGUCCUCUCUUGGGGCCCCAAGUCGAUCCAAAGGGAUGGUAUACUCUGCCUUCGGCAAAGGUUUACGGAACUUUAUUCAAGAAUAGAAUUGUGGAAGUGACACUGAAGCUCUCACUUGCGCAACCGCUUAGCUACACGCGGGGCACCGUAAUCCCUCUUUCACUAAUGCUCAGUUCUAUCGACUCUCAAGCCCUAGAUUUGCUAUCUACCCGCCAAGCUCUGACAGUGAGGCUGCGCCGCAAGGUCUCUUAUAAACGUGCACAAAAUCUUGCUGAAAUCAACGCUCCAUGGACUAGUGUAAUCCCAACAGAGCCAACCGUCGACUUUGCUGACGCAGUAUGGUGGCAACGACCAGGAACUUUGAAUUUGAACGAAACUGGCCCCUUGCCGGUCAAAACGAGACUCUACAGAGAACUGGAAGGAGAAAUAUUACUUCCAAAAAGUUUGAAACCGACAUUUCACAUAUCCCAUUUCGGUAUUGAGUAUUCUGUCGUGAUGCUUCCCUUCGAUACUACUGGUUUCGUUCCUUCUACACCUGCGCAGAAAUUCCACAAUGGUCCAAUUCUCGAACAGCGCGUGGAGAUCGUAACAAUGUUUCCCAAGGGUCCACGGCCUAUCUCUCAUUCUCCACCACAAUAUCGAGAACAGAUCGCCCACCCUAAUCGGACCUCUUUGCCUCCCUCUCGAGCCUCCCUCUCUCCAUCUAGAGGAUGACAUUUGUGAUUGACUCAAAAGAAUUAUGAAACGUGUUACAAACGCUUUGCAUCCUUAUCGUCACAAUGUAGGAUGUAUGGAUUUAUUGUGUCUCCGAAUUUUUUACAUGUACUUAGACGAACCUAUCACUGUCUACAUAUACUAGCUAUACCGUUCAUAACUAACUUGGAGCCCUUUUCUUUUUCUAAGCGCUAAGGCGCCU